This is a messenger RNA of Platichthys flesus (European flounder), 2195 nucleotides long. It is a transcript of the gene nox1, whose product is annotated as NADPH oxidase 1. The coding region runs from base 75 to 1766 and encodes 563 amino acids. Gene Ontology annotation, cellular component: NADPH oxidase complex; plasma membrane. Gene Ontology annotation, molecular function: superoxide-generating NAD(P)H oxidase activity. The record is from RefSeq and is a predicted model, not a curated record. The transcript is spliced from 13 exons. Lineage: Eukaryota; Metazoa; Chordata; Actinopteri; Pleuronectiformes; Pleuronectidae. Gene Ontology annotation, biological process: superoxide anion generation; defense response.
UUAAAAUAAGAAAUCACGCGCAGGCAGGUGGAAGAUGCGGCGACGAGGCUGUUGGUAAACACAACGUGCGCAUCAUGGCGAACUGCAUCAUCAACCAUGGUCUCACCUCCUUCAUAAUGGUGGUCUGGAUGGCCAUCAACAUCUUCCUGUUCCUCUGGUUCUACUUCUUCUAUGAUUUGGGGGAUGACUUCUACUACACGCGGCACCUGUUAGGGUCCGCCUUGGCCUGGGCCAGAGCUCCUGCAGCCGUGCUCAACUUUAACUGCACGCUGAUCCUGCUGCCGGUGUGCAGGAACCUGCUGUCUCUGCUCCGCGGCUCCUUCAUGUGCUGCGGCAGAACAAUGAGGAAGCAACUGGACAAGAACAUCAGUUUUCACAAGUUGGUGGCGUACAUGAUAGCACUGAUGACAGCUGUUCAUGUGAUUGCACAUUUGUUGAACGUGGAGUGGUUCACCAGCAGCCGACAAGGUAUUUACGACAAACUCAGCACGGCUCUGUCCAACCUGGAGGACGCAGGAAACACCACCUACCUGAACCCGAUCCGCUACACAGAGAAUCCGCAGCAGAUCCCGACCUACUUUGUCUUCACCACCAUCGCCGGCCUCACAGGCGUCAUCAUCACGCUGGCCCUCAUCCUCAUCAUCACCUCCUCCAUGGAGGUCAUCAGACGCAGCUACUUUGAGGUCUUCUGGUACACACAUCAUCUCUUCAUCAUCUUCUUCGCUGGUCUCGUCUUCCACGGAGCCGGACGCAUCGUGAGGAGCCAUAACUCGACAGCGCACAACGCCACCUUUUGUAAGGACCGCAGUGACGAAUGGGGACUGAUUCCUGAGUGUCCUGUCCCUCAGUUUGCAGGAGGAGAACCUGGGACCUGGAAGUGGGUGAUUGGUCCGAUGAUCCUGUAUCUAUGUGAACGUCUGCUGCGUUUCAUCCGCUACAUGCAGAGAGUCGAGUACAGGAAGAUCGUGAUGCGGCCGUCCAAGGUGCUGGAGCUGCAGCUGGUGAAGAGCGGCUUCAAGAUGGAGGUGGGUCAGUACGUCUUCCUCAACUGCCCGGCCAUUUCUCAGCUGGAGUGGCACCCGUUCACCAUGACCUCCGCCCCCGAGGAGGACUUCUUCAGCGUGCACAUCCGCUCGGCCGGAGACUGGACCGACAAGCUCAUCGACAUCAUGCAGAAGCUGCCAGAGGGAGCUCAGGGGCCAAAGAUGGCUGUGGACGGUCCCUUCGGCACAGCCAGCGAGGACGUCUUCGCCUAUGAGGUCAGCAUGCUGGUCGGCGCCGGCAUCGGAGUCACCCCCUUCGCCUCCAUCCUCAAGUCCAUCUGGUACAAGUUCAAGGACUCCAACCCUAAACUGCGCACCAGGAAGAUCUACUUCUACUGGCUGUGCCGAGAGACACACGCCUUCGAGUGGUUCGCCGACCUGCUGCAGGUGCUGGAGAGAGAGAUGGAGGAGAGAGGGAUGGGGCAGUUCCUCACCUACAAGCUCUUUCUGACCGGAUGGGACCAGAGCACCGCCUAUCACGUAAAGGUUCGCUUCGACGAGGACACAGACGCGGUGACCGGACUCAAACAGAAGACUCAGUACGGCAGACCCAACUGGGACAAGGAGUUCGAACAAGUCCGCAAAGAGAACCCCACGUCCGUGGUGGGGACUUUCCUCUGUGGCCCUCCAGCUCUGGCUUCCAUCCUGGACAAGAAAUGUGCCAAAUACUCAGACGUGGAUCCUCGGAAGACCAAGUUCUACUUCAACAAGGAGAACUUCUGAGCAGAGAGCCGCCAGGAGAGAAGCAUUUCGUUUGCUGUGGAUUAAAUGAAGACGAGUACUGGUGACGGAGCUGCCGGACACAGGGCACUGGGUGUGUUUCAGCACGAUGAUGAUGUUGAGGCGCGGCGUGACCUCAUUUCUGCAGCGUCCAGGAAAUGAUGAAACUAUGAAUCCUGACCUCAAUGUGCACUUGACUUCAGACUCUGUGCUGUCAAUUACACCUGUAAUCUCACUCUAUCAUUAACCCUAAAUGGGGCAAGCUUUCUUGUUUCGAAACAAUGGUUGAUUAUAACCGGUGACGCUGGCUGCCGUUUCCUUAUUAACAGAAAGUGAACCAGAAGGAAGUUGUGGGGGUAAGUUAUAAAUACUGAUGUGAUUCAUUUAUUGCCUUUGUUGAAUCAUGUUUAAUAAAAAAAAUUCAAAUCAAGA